Molecule: messenger RNA, 567 nt
Organism: Vidua chalybeata
Lineage: Eukaryota; Metazoa; Chordata; Aves; Passeriformes; Viduidae
Gene: LAMTOR4
Product: late endosomal/lysosomal adaptor, MAPK and MTOR activator 4
Exons: 4
Coding region: 143-442 (99 amino acids)
Biological process (GO): positive regulation of TOR signaling; cellular response to amino acid stimulus
Cellular component (GO): lysosome; Ragulator complex
Molecular function (GO): guanyl-nucleotide exchange factor activity
Source: RefSeq, a predicted model, not a curated record
UUUUUCUCUCUGCCCGCGUGAUUCUGGAGCCGGCUCUGAUUGGUGAGAAGGUCGGUGACGAAAGAAGCUCUGAACCAAUGAGAAGGCGAGGCGGGCACUGAGGGCGGGUCACGUGACCGGAACAGGAAGCGGGAGCGUCGCUAUGACGGCGGCGCUGACGCAGGGCCUGGAGCGGGUGCCGGCCCAGGCCGGGUACCUCGUCAUCAGCGACGGCGCCGUGCUGGCCUCCUCGGGGGACCUGGAGAACGACGAGCACACGGCCACCGUCCUGCAGGGCCUGGUGGCCACGGCGCUGGGGCUGCGGCUGCCCCGCGGCCACGAGCCGCCCUUCCGGCGCCUCUCGGUGGUGUUUGGCGAGCACUCCCUCCUCGUCACUGUCUCGGGACAGAAACUCUUCGUGGUCAAGCGCCACCACCACGUCCAGGAGCCGGUGGCCGUGUGAAAGAUGUCCCCAAAGUGUCCCCAAAGUGUCCCCAGAGGGGGUGGCACCGCCCCCGGCCGCCUUCUGCUGUCCCCAGAGCGUCCCCAGAUCCCCCCCGUGGGGACAAUAAACGACGUCCGAGGGUG